Molecule: messenger RNA, 1923 nt
Organism: Aspergillus pseudoviridinutans
Lineage: Eukaryota; Fungi; Ascomycota; Eurotiomycetes; Eurotiales; Aspergillaceae
Exons: 4
Coding region: 1-1923 (640 amino acids)
Molecular function (GO): protein binding
Source: RefSeq, a predicted model, not a curated record
AUGGCCGAGGCUCUGGGAGUUGCAGGGUCGAUUGUAGGGAUUGCAUCGCUCGCGGGGCAGAUCUGCAGUGGGGUCCAACAGCUCUACGCCUUUGUAGACUCGGUGAAGCAAGGUCCAUCUGAUUUUCAGAACGUCAAGAAUGACAUUCUCCUCAUCGAGAGGGUCGUACGCCGCAUGGCUGAAGACUGCACCGACCUUCCAGAGCAUCUCGACGUUGGUCUUCUCAAGUGUUCUUUUGAGCUGUGCCUGUCUCGCGUUAACCGACUCUUGACUAUUAUCCAAUCACUUGAUACCUCGAGCCAAAAGAAUCGAACCAUCAAGUUUAUUAAGGCGACCGUGACGAAGACGAGGGUUGCCGAGUUUGCGAAGGAGCUGGACAGUGCGAAAAUGACUUUGAUGCUAGUGUAUCAACAUCAUAUGCAAAAAAUAGGCCCUCUAGCCUUCAGCCAAUCGUCUUGCCGCUCUACAGGUAACACUGAACGGAUGGAGCAAGAAAAAUUCACCACACAGAUGGUAAAUUUUAGUCGAUCGUACAGCAACAUGACUGAAGCAGUAUACACCCUUUGGCUCGGCAGCUUGUCCGUCAAAUCCCAAACCAUCACCCUAAGACCGGGAAUUCGUAAAUCAGAUACAGCAAAAACAGAGUAUCGAACAGAAAAAAAGACAAUCACUUUGAGAUCAGCAAGAUGGCUGUCUUCUCGCAUUAUCGAGCUGGAGGCUACCCGACAAGCGAGUCAGUGGACUUUCAACCUACGACCAUGGCGAGUAGUCAGUCCUGACUCUAUCCUGUUUGACUUCUGCGGGGAGGGAGAUUUGCGCAAUGUGCAACGACUCUUUAGUAAAGGCUUGGCUUCGCCUUUUGAUGUGACCCCUGACGGUGAUACCGCGCUGCAUUUUGCGGCCUUAUCGGGAAACCCAGAUUUAGUUGCGUUUCUUCUGUACAAUGGAGCGGAUGCGAAUGUGGAAAAUACAUCAGGAGAGAACGCUCUUCAUUUCGCAAUGAUUAGUCCGCGAGAAGAAGAACAUCUAGAACUGGCCAGAUUGCUAGUAGAAAAAGGGCAAGUCGAUCCAAUGGGAUCAGCCCGAGACUCUGGCGUAAUACAUUCAUAUGCUGGUCCGGUGGACGCCUUCAGAUACCUCAUCCACCAAGAUGAGUUUUUCGUCGAUCUCGAAGAGCGAAACCAUGGUGGAAGGACGAUUUUGCAGCAUCAAUUCUUCCAUCGACUCUAUUACGGGGAUUCGUUCGAGCGGAUCCAAGUCCUUUUUAGUGCUGGUCACCAUCUUCCGGGAGAUCACAUUGACGGAGACCCGACCUACAGCGGCUAUUCCGCGCUCCACUGUGCUGCUCACGUUUGGGCUAAUGCGAAAUUGAAAGAACACGAGCACACUGAGCGGCAGAGUGAGUUGGUUCUCAGGAGUCUUUUGAGUAGAGGAGAGGAUAUACAUAGAGUAAGCGGCCGAGGUUACACCGCUUUAACGACUAUCGGCGAGAUGAUUCACUUUCGUAACAAGAGGUCUGAUCUUCAUCAAGAUGUCAUAGCUGCAUGGCUGAACAUGCUUUCGGAGGCGGGACACGAUGUCAAGGCCUAUUGCUUGAUGGAAAGUACCCUCGAGAAGAGGAGGAGACUGGAGUCUCCAAGAGAGGAUUUCCUUGUCAUCUUUGAAGAGAUGGAAGGAGUGGAGGGAGUUGAUGGCCUGCGGAUAUCUAUCUCAUCACUGGAACAGGUGAUUGAAGUGGACGAUGAUGAUGAAGAAACCGCCGAAAUUGAGGGCACAAGAGCAUCAUCAUCAUUGAUUCCCGGUUCUCGGGAAAGGCGUACAGGUGACAUAUUUCCAAUCCGUUCAGUCUCCUUGGAUCUGACAAAGAUCACAUUUGUCUUCCUGGUGUUCAUAUUGUUCCUCUUGCUGCUUCGUCACAACUAG